Messenger RNA from Cebus imitator (Panamanian white-faced capuchin), 1360 nucleotides. It is a transcript of the gene NEURL2, whose product is annotated as neuralized E3 ubiquitin protein ligase 2. Gene Ontology annotation, biological process: intracellular signal transduction. Bases 373 to 1236 code for a protein of 287 amino acids. Lineage: Eukaryota; Metazoa; Chordata; Mammalia; Primates; Cebidae. The transcript is spliced from 2 exons. Gene Ontology annotation, molecular function: ubiquitin protein ligase activity. The record is from RefSeq and is a predicted model, not a curated record.
CGUCCUUCCUCUUCUGGAGGCGCUCGGGGACUGGGAGUCAUGUGUACUCCGAGUCACGUGAGCUCCGGCGCCACGUGACAACCUUCCUCCCGCCCCAGUGCCUACGGUCCUGUGGGGCGGUGGCGGUCAAUGCCGGGUCAAGGUCUGCGGGCCUCGCGGGUCGUAGCCCGGGCGCACGCGAUCAGAUGAUCCUGGUGUGGACGUUCAAGUUCUAAGCGGGAUGGCUGAGCGAGCGGCGCUAGGACCCCCGGGCAGAAGCUCGGGGAAGGCAGCCCCGGGGGAAAUGCCUUACAAGGUUCACUUGUUGUCACCAUCCGAGCCCGGCGCCCAAAAUAGCCCCGGGCGCCCGCUGGCCUGCCUCGUGGCUGGGAGAUGGCUGCCGCCUCCGAGCCCGUGGAUUCGGGUGCAUUCUGGGGACCGGUGCGCCCGGAGCCCCCUCCCACCCGCUUCCAUCGGGUGCACGGUGCCAACAUCCGCGUGGACCCCUCUGGGACGCGGGCCACACGUGUGGAGAGCUUUGCCCACGGCGUGUGUUUCAGCCGCGAGCCGCUGGCCCCUGGACAGGUCUUCCUGGUCGAGAUCGAAGAGAAAGAGCUGGGCUGGUGCGGACAUCUGCGUCUCGGCCUGACUGCGCUGGACCCCGCCAGUCUGGCCGCAGUGCCCGAGUUUUCUCUUCCCGACCUGGUUAACCUGGGCCACACCUGGGUCUUCGCCAUCACGCGCCACCACAACCGCGUGCCCCGGGAGGACAGCCAGGAGGCGGUGGCGGAGGCAGCGGCCCCCAGCCGACCUCCCGCCCUCGUAGUGGAACCAUAUCUGUGCAUUGAGCAGUUUCGCAUUCCCCGGGACCGCCUGGUGGGCCGGAGCCGGCCAGGGCUCUACAGCCACCUCUUGGACCAGCUCUAUGAGCUGAACGUGCUGCCUCCGACCGCGCGCCGUAGUCGCCUGGGCGUCCUCUUCUGCCCGCGCCCGGAUGGCACGGCCGACAUGCACAUCGUCAUCAACGGCGAGGACAUGGGCCCGAGCGCCCGGGGGCUGCCAGCUGCACAGCCCCUCUACGCGGUGGUGGACGUGUUUGCUUCCACCAAGAGCGUGCGCCUUGUCCAGCUCGAGUAUGGCUUGCCGUCCCUGCAGACUCUGUGCCGCCUAGUGAUACAGCGGAGCCUGGUGCACCGGCUAGCCAUUGAUGGGCUCCACCUGCCCAAAGAACUUAAGGAUUUCUGCAAAUAUGAGUGAAGACCUGCAGCGCACUGGAGCAGGACUGCAUCCGGGGGCCCCAGACCUGUGGCUGGCUGGUCUGAAGUUGGCCACACUGCUGCCAGGCAGGACCAGAAAUAAACAGCUGAUGCUGACAUCUUGA